GGAUGUGUCAGUUGGACGAGCCUUGGGGAGUCGAUUGGGAAGUGGUUUCGCAAAAAUAUUAGGCAAUUGCAUGAAAAUUCGUGGAAAAAGCCAAGGGAAAAUCAUUUGAAAACGUGUGAUAUUAGCUAAAUAAUCAACUUAGGUGAAGAAGUGCAGUGUAAAUUGUUGGUAUUAGGGAAAAAGUGUGUCCCCAAUAUUUAUCGAUUACCUUAUGUUGGGGUACGUGAGGAAAAAAGCAUAAUUUAAUUGGCGAAAACAAGGUGAAAAAUGUCGUAAUACCCUUUAUGCGCCACGAUAUCCAUUGUCUGGACAGAAUAAAGAAGUCUGUGGGCGGAAAAGAGGCCCCAAAUUGGGUGGAUUUGCCAGACAAAUAGUGCUGAGGAAGUGAAACAGGUGUUAAUAGUGCACCUUUGGAGGUGAACUUGUGCACGUCCGGAACGACUUGAUGUUGCCCAGGAGGGCGCUUUUGGUGGAUUGUACUUAAAGAGAGUGUCUGAAUAUGUCUAAUCCCAUUCCACCACUUGUUUGCGACUCACCACCGCCGAUUGAUGAUGACUUUGAGCCUUCGGAUGACGAUUUUGGGGCCUUCGAGGGUGCUGAAGAGUCAAUGUCACCGCGGGAAGAGAAAUCAUCAUCGGUGGAGGCGAAAUUCGAAUUGCCCGUGCCGGAGAUACACAGUGUAGCGGAAGCGUGUGAUGUGGAGACUCUUCCGCAGCGGGAAGAUCCGCUGGGUGAGGCGGAGGAGCAUCAGGAGCAGGAGGUGAAGGAGGAUGUGGAGAAGAGUGCACCAGCGGAGCAGGAUCUUCGUCUGGGCGAUGAUGUGGUCGUGAAGAGGUGCGAAAGUCCUCCGUCGCUGGUGCUGUCUGAGGACUUCAGCCGCUUCCCUGACGAACCGCCAGCCGACAGCAACUCCUCCGACGAGGUCUCCUUGCCAUCGCUCCACCUGGACUCCGGCGGGGAGUCCAAGAGCGUGACGCCCACGUUCGCACCCGUGCCAGACAAUACAGACGCCUUUGUCAUCGCCGAAGAUGACAAAGUGGGUCACGAUGCAGAGGAGAGUUUUGGCGAUUUCGCCGAAUUCACCAGCGCUGCGGCUCCCGUGAGUGCAAUCAGUUCAUCCGAGCCUGAGAAAAGUGCCGCGGAGACGAUAGACUUUGUCGCGGACUUCAGUCAAUUCGACGCGUCCGCGAGUGCGGUUGUGAGUGCGAAUCAAUCGAGAGACAAUCAACUCGAGGACGAUGAUGAGUUUGGGGACUUUAGUGAUUUUCAGCAAGAAGCAGCAACGACAGCUGUGAUAGAUACCACCAAUUUAAAUAGUCAAUUCCUGUCUGCGCUUGACCUCUUGUUUCCCAAGGCGCCUGAGAGUGCCGAUGAGGAGGCGCGAGGAGUGAAGAUUGAUGAUGAGACGGCGAAGAGUCAAAUUCUGGAGGACUUGCGGGACUUCGAGGCGUCAAAGGCGAUUCAAUAUCAGUGGCUGAAUUCAUCGUCAAAUCAAUGUCUAAUUCGAUCGCUGGGCAUCGACUCGAGAAAUAUUCUCUACGGGGGAAAAUGGAACAGUUCAAUGCCUCGAUUUGCUGCAAAUCUGGGCUUCAGUCCGCUGCAGCCGAUGAAACCGGGCGCUGGAGCGUCGUCGGCAUUCAGCAUGUCGCAGACGCGAAGCGAUGCCGCGAGUGCAGGAGUGACGGAAGUGCCGGCGGCGCAAUUCGACUGGACAUCCGCCGGACUCGUGAAUCCACUGGAUGAAUAUGAAAAAAAUCAUCUUCUUGUAAUUGAUCCAGCGUCACAAGCACACACUUUACUAUUGGACCUAGAACAACUAGUGGUGGUGGCUAAUCUUGAUAAAAUAAACCUUGAUUCCUCCUCUUCAUGCUCUGUGGCGGUCCAUCGAACGCCUGCCGAUGAUGCUUGGGCUGACGUUGCGCCGGCGACCGCGCGUCAUCUGAUCAACAUCCGUGCGUCGGAUGAUGAUGAUAAAUCGCUUCACGAUGGACUCGAUUGGUCCAUUUUUGACAAUAUCCAUUCAAACUCCUCCAAAUCUCUUGCAUCCAAUGGUGAUGGAUUCACUAACAAAUGUCCUAAUAAACAUCUUCACAACUCCUUCGACACUUUUUUGGACAUCAGCGCCCCAAAAGUCCUACCGAAGCCAGACGAUUCAGAAGAUCCGCAAGACCAGUCUGAGUCUGUUGCGGCGGCCGCGCCUGCAGCAGCCGCUGAGCCAGGCGACGUCGUCGUGGCGAAGGAAGUGAGUGCCGCCGGUGUGCGACCGACGCCGCAGGCCGCCUUCAGUCAGCCGCUCAGGGAGACGCACAUCUUCACGCCCAGCAAGAGCAGCAAUCCCGUGGCGCGCGACGUGGUGAGUGAGCUGGGCGAGAGCAAGGUGGUUGUGAAGGAGUAUCGCGAUGUGGAGUACAAUCCGGACAAGGUGGCGGCGGCGGCGGCGGCGACGACGCGCCUUGAUGAUGACUUCUCGGACUUCACGGAGUUCAAAGGGGCGGAAGUGGUGAAGCAGGAAGUCGCUCAGGAGGUGAUACAGAGAAAUCCACCCACUGAGUCUCCUUAUCGGGCGCCACAGAGCGCCGUGGCGUUCACAAAGCCCACGUUCGGCGUGUCGCCCACGGAGGAGAUUGUGAAUGGUGGGAUGGCGAGUCCGGAGGAUGACUUCAGUGAUUUUCAGUCUGUGACACCACCACAUUCCGCCGCCGGCAGCCAAAUGGCGCCUGUGCUGCAGCCACUGAGUGUGGCCAAGCUGACGGAGGGCAGUCCGAAGAUUGCCUGGCCCAGUCCGGGCAUCAAUCCGGACGAGAUGGCGCGCCUGGAGGCGAUUUUCCCGCAGAAGAGGCCGGAGAAGGUGGAGAUGAAGGUGGCGGCGAAGGGCAGAGAUGAGGAUGAGUGGUCGGACUUUGUCUCCGGAAACAUAUCCACGUCCAAUCGCGAUGACGACUGGACGGACUUCAUGAGUGGCGGCGCUCCGGCGCAGAAGGCGCUACAACAGGGGCCAAACUUCAGCUCGUGGACCACGCCGCAGCUGCCGCCGCCGCAAUUCACCGCCUGGCAUCACAGCAACAUCUUCAAUCCGCCGCAAUUUGGCGGUCAGGCGACGGACAAGGUGAUGAACAAUGGCCAGAUCAAUGGAUUCCCUCUCGUCAAUCCAUCGCUGGCGACCAUCACGAGUGGGAAUCAGCGAUAUCCGGCGGGCAGGCGGGUGGCCAGGGAUCCGCAGAGUAUUUCUGUGAUUCCGGACAUGAGUUUCCGGGCGCCAAAGUCACUGAUAAAUCUGCCGCGUUCGGGCUUUGCCAAGAAAUGAUUUUU
Messenger RNA from Phlebotomus argentipes, 3309 nucleotides. It is a transcript of the gene Afti, whose product is annotated as aftiphilin. Lineage: Eukaryota; Metazoa; Arthropoda; Insecta; Diptera; Psychodidae. The transcript is spliced from 5 exons. The coding region runs from base 500 to 3304 and encodes 934 amino acids. Gene Ontology annotation, biological process: intracellular transport. Gene Ontology annotation, molecular function: clathrin binding. The record is from RefSeq and is a predicted model, not a curated record. Gene Ontology annotation, cellular component: AP-1 adaptor complex; trans-Golgi network membrane.